AUGGAAAAGUCACAACCUGCACCAUACCUACCACCGGAAACUUUGGUAGAGAUUUUUAGAAUUGUUGGAGAAUAUAAUAUAAAAUCAUUAUAUCCUUGUCUUCUUGUUAAUAAACUUUGGUGUGAGAGUGCAGCGUUAAUGUUAUGGAAAAAACCAUUUGAAGUAACAUCAUUAAGAGCUUCAGCUCAAUUAGUCAGCAUAUAUUUUUUAUUUUUUUCCCAAGAGACGAAAGACACGUUACUUAACAUGGAUAGAAUUGAUGUAUCACAUCCAACAUUAAAGCAUCCAAAAAUGGAUUAUUUGGCAUAUUUAAGAUAUGUUGACUUCAACAUGGUUUAUCGUGCUGUACGCAUGUGGGUUAGUCAUCAAACAUUGAAUGAACCUUUUCAUUCAGGACUUAAGAAAAUACAAAGUAAACAAUCGAGUCGUAUCGUGGAAGAAUUAGGAAAACUUUUCACAAAUGGAUCAUCACUAUAUAAAAUAUCACUUAAUACCAGGUCUUUGGAAUACAUUCCGGAAGAUGAAGAGCCAGAUUAUAGAUCAUGGCCAUGUUAUUCAGCACGUAAUUCAAUGAGCGAACUUCGAGAAUUUGUAUGUGGAGGACAAUUUGCAAAAGAUAAUAUCUUGCAAAAAUUAGCAGAAUUGUGUAAUGAAAUUGAGAUCGUCUCUAUUUAUGAUUCUUGUGGAACCUCACCACAAACCUUGAUUAAUUUUAUUAAAGCACAAAAGAGAUUAAAACAAAUAACUUUAACAAAUUGGCAAACAGAAUCAUUCAGUACUCUAACAUCGAUAUCAACACAAGUACGAACAUUUAAACACAUAGAAUUUAUUCAAUGUAAUUUUCCGACGAUGGAAAAUGGGGCGCGAUUUUUUUGUGGAUUAGCAAAAUGUAGUAACUUGCAAGUUCUGAAAUUUGAACAUUGUGACAAUUUGAACACUACUUUAAUGAGACCAUUAGCGAAAGCCGAAUUUCCAAGUCUACGAACAUUAAGUAUAGAUAACGUUUUUACUAAAGAUGCACCAUCAAUGGAACUUAAAUCAAUUAUAGAGAAUUGUAAAGAGACACUUAAAGAAAUAGUUUUAAGGAUCAACUUAACAUUUUAUACAGAUAUGUUAGAAACUAUCGCAAAAUUUUGUCCAGGACUUCAUAAACUAAAUAUAACAAUCGAAAGAGAUUCAGAGAUGCAACAACUUAUAACAUUAUUUAGAUCUUGUAAAGAAUUGAUAGAAUUAAUAAUUCAUCGAAGACAUAUAUUAUUUGAUCUUUGGUUUUUACCUUGCAAAUCUUUGGUAAAACUUGGAGGAGUGAUACCACCGUCAUUACGUAGAUUAGAAUUGAUUGGAAUUCAAUUUGAUCAUCAAUCAUGGAAUGAAUUUUUAAAUAUUUGUCCAGGCUCGAUUAAUUAUUUUGUUUUUGAUCACCCAAGUACGCAUUAUGUUAAACAUGUGGAAAACUAUGCAACACGACAUAAUAAAAUUAUCAAGGCUAAAGGAAUUUUAGAACACUCGUCUGGACAAUUUUUUAUAGAAUUGAGAUGA
This is a messenger RNA of Cetraspora pellucida, 1539 nucleotides long. The record is from the annotation of a GenBank genome assembly. NCBI's taxonomy places the organism in Eukaryota, Fungi, Glomeromycota, Glomeromycetes, Diversisporales, Gigasporaceae.